AUGGUUCAAGCGACGAACAGCGGCCCCAAUGGCCCCAAGGGUCAGCUCUCUGCCAACGACCAUAUUCAGCGUUUCGCUGCUCCCAGCCGACCGUUGAGCCCUCUUCCUGAGCACGCUCUCUUCAACGACAAGACUAGAUGCUUUGUUUACGGUCUCCAGCCUCGUGCUGUCCAGGGCAUGCUGGACUUCGACUUCAUCUGCAAACGCAAGACUCCUUCGGUUGCUGGCAUCAUCUACACCUUCGGCGGCCAGUUUGUUAGCAAGAUGUAUUGGGGCACCAGCGAGACCUUGCUGCCCGUCUACCAGCAGGUUGACAAGGCCAUGGCCAAACACCCCGAGGUCGACGUCGUUGUCAACUUUGCUUCUUCCCGAAGUGUCUACAGCUCUACUUUGGAGCUCAUGCAGAAUCCCCAGAUCAAGACCAUUGCCAUCAUUGCUGAGGGUGUUCCCGAGCGGCGAGCUCGUGAGAUUGCCCAUGUUGCCAAGAAGAAGGGCGUCACCAUUAUUGGCCCAGCCACUGUCGGUGGCAUCAAGCCCGGCAGCUUCAAGAUCGGAAACACUGGCGGUAUGAUGGAUAACAUUGUCGCCUCCAAGCUCUACCGCAAGGGCUCCGUCGGUUACGUUUCCAAGUCCGGCGGCAUGUCCAACGAACUCAACAACAUCAUUUCCCAGAACACGGAUGGUGUCUACGAGGGUAUUGCUAUUGGCGGUGACAGGUACCCUGGAACCACCUUUAUUGACCACAUGCUCCGAUUCCAGGCCGAUCCCGACUGCAAGAUGCUUGUUCUUCUCGGUGAAGUUGGCGGCGUGGAGGAAUACAAGGUCAUCGAGGCUGUCAGUCAGGGCAUCAUCACCAAGCCUAUUGUCGCUUGGGCCAUUGGAACUUGCGCCAGCAUGUUCAAAACCGAGGUUCAAUUCGGUCACGCUGGUUCUUUCGCCAACUCGCAGCUCGAGACCGCCGCCACCAAGAACACGAUGAUGCGCCAGGCUGGUAUCCACGUCCCCCGUACGUUUGAGGAUAUGCCCGCUAUGCUUAAGCAGGUUUAUGACAAGCUGGUCACGCAGGGUACGAUCGUGCCCCAGGCUGAGCCUGUUGUUCCAAAGAUCCCUAUUGACUACUCCUGGGCCCAGGAGCUGGGUCUCAUCCGAAAACCUGCUGCCUUCAUCUCCACCAUUUCUGAUGACCGUGGUCAGGAACUCCUCUACGCCGGGAUGCCCAUCUCUGACGUGUUCAAGGAGGAUAUCGGCAUCGGUGGUGUCAUGUCCUUGCUGUGGUUCCGUCGUCGUCUGCCCGACUACGCGUCCAAGUUCUUGGAGAUGGUUCUCAUGCUCACCGCCGACCACGGCCCUGCCGUGUCUGGUGCCAUGAACACCAUUAUUACUACCCGUGCCGGCAAGGACCUGAUCAGUGCUCUGGUCUCUGGUCUGUUGACCAUCGGCUCCCGAUUUGGUGGUGCUUUGGAUGGUGCCGCUGAAGAGUUCACCCGUGCCUUUGACAAGGGUCUGAGCCCCAGAGAGUUUGUUGACAGCAUGCGCAAGGCUAACAAGCUCAUCCCUGGUAUUGGCCACAGAGUGAAGUCCCGCAACAACCCCGACUUGCGCGUCGAGCUGGUCAAGGAGUACGUCCUGUCCAGGUUCCCCAGCCACAAGCUGCUUGACUACGCGCUUGCUGUUGAGACCGUCACCACCUCCAAGAAGGAUAAUCUGAUCCUCAACGUCGACGGCUGCAUCGCCGUCUGCUUUGUCGAUCUGCUCCGCAACUGUGGUGCCUUCUCCACCGAGGAGGCUGAGGACUAUCUAGGAAUGGGUGUUCUCAACGGUCUCUUCGUCCUUGGCCGAAGCAUUGGUCUGAUUGCUCACUACCUCGACCAAAAGAGACUGCGCACUGGUCUGUACCGCCACCCUUGGGAUGAUAUCACGUACUUGCUACCCAACCUCCGCGAAGGCCGGCCUGGUGCCGAAGGCAGAGUGGAGGUUCAGAUACGGGCAGCACGGCGGAAGCGAGGAGAAAGGAAGCGAGGAGAGGAGAAGAGAAGAGAACAGAGGCAGGGGGCCGAGAUGUCGUUUUUCCGAAUCACCCUGCACCGGUCGGCGAUUGGGCUCCCCGAGCGGACGAGGGGCGUGCUCGCGGCGCUAGGGCUGCGCCGGCGCAUGCAGACCGUCUUCCACCCCGUGGAGCCGCAGUUUGCGGGCAUGAUAUUCAAGGUCAAGGAGCUGGUGAGGGUGGAGGAGGUGCGCGAGAGGUUGACGCCCGCGGAGCUGAGGCGCGAGAGGACCCCGGAUGCCGGGUUCUACGUCGAGAGGGCCGUGAGGAGGAUGUGA
Metarhizium album ARSEF 1941 is the source of this 2322-nucleotide messenger RNA. Its product is annotated as ATP-citrate synthase subunit 1. Gene Ontology annotation, biological process: fatty acid biosynthetic process; translation; tricarboxylic acid cycle. The record is from RefSeq and is a predicted model, not a curated record. NCBI's taxonomy places the organism in Eukaryota, Fungi, Ascomycota, Sordariomycetes, Hypocreales, Clavicipitaceae. The coding region runs from base 1 to 2322 and encodes 773 amino acids. Gene Ontology annotation, cellular component: cytosol; large ribosomal subunit. The transcript is spliced from 3 exons. Gene Ontology annotation, molecular function: ATP citrate synthase activity; structural constituent of ribosome.